Metarhizium brunneum ARSEF 3297 is the source of this 507-nucleotide messenger RNA. RefSeq lists its product as uncharacterized. The record is from RefSeq and is a predicted model, not a curated record. Lineage: Eukaryota; Fungi; Ascomycota; Sordariomycetes; Hypocreales; Clavicipitaceae.
AUGCAGCUCAAGCUACUAUGCCUCGUCACUCUUGCGGCUUCCGUCUUCGCGGCUGACCGAUUGGCAGCUUCUCUGAAUAUCAUUGCGCACGACUACGACAAGCUCAAUCAAGGCAUUACAGCUUGGCCAGGUGAUUAUGAGAGCUGCGUACCCCUCGUCUCCGAGGCGGAUGCCAUUACCAAAGCACUUACUACUGUUAAACCCCCCGUCACGAUCAGCCCCCCCGACGCCGCUACAGUCAAAGAGAGACAGCAAGCAGCUCAAGCUCUUUGUAAGAUCAUAGAUGCAUAUCUCAAAAUCGCUAUUGAAGUCAAGCACAAAGUUUACAUGUCUCAACCAUCUGUCAAGCCAAUGGUCGUUGCUGCGAUAGAGGAGCUUAAGGCCGCCUUUUUGGCAUUAAGCACGGCAUGUCUCCCUGUGAUGACGGAUACCCAGAGUCGAGAUGCUUUUGACAGUAUCAACAAGGACAUGCUCUUGGUCGAAAAGCUUUAUAAGGAGGCUUGCUAG